Molecule: messenger RNA, 2961 nt
Organism: Molossus molossus (Pallas's mastiff bat)
Lineage: Eukaryota; Metazoa; Chordata; Mammalia; Chiroptera; Molossidae
Gene: PGGHG
Product: protein-glucosylgalactosylhydroxylysine glucosidase
Exons: 13
Coding region: 1-2076 (691 amino acids)
Biological process (GO): carbohydrate metabolic process
Molecular function (GO): catalytic activity
Source: RefSeq, a predicted model, not a curated record
AUGGCGGAUGCCGGUGAAGACCCCACCAUGUUCACUGCCCACUCUCUGCCCAGUGACCCCCGGCUCUGGGCCACCGUGACCAACGCGUACUUGGGCACACGCGUGUAUCAGGAUACCCUGCACGUGAAUGGUGUAUACAACGGGGCCUUGGGGGACACACACCGAGCCGUUCUGCCCAGUCCCCUCAACGUCCAGCUGGAGGCCCCCGCGGGGACGGGAGAGCAGCUGACCACGACCUUUGUCCUGGACACUAACACAGGCUCCUUUCUGCACACUCUGGGGGCCUCCCGCUUCCGGGCCUCGCAGUGCAUCUAUGCCCACCGCACACUGCCGCACGUCCUGGCCUUCAGCGUGUCCAUCACCCGCCUGGCUGCGGGGAGCUGGCCCAUCACGGUGCUCCUGCGGUCUGCCUUCUCCCCAGAAAGCCCGGACUUGGACCUGCACCUGGGUCCUGAUGUCCAGGGAGCCCGGUACCUGUAUGGCCGCACACUCACCCCUGAGCAGCCUGGGGGGUCACAGCAGGAGGUGCACAUGCUGUGGACUCCAGUGCCCCCAGCCCUGACCCUUGGGGAGGGCGAAGAGGAUAGGACCUGGGAGUUCCUGACCGUGGUGGGCAGCAGCCAGGAGGAGGCCCGGGCCUGCCUCACUGAGGCCCAGCAGCUGCAGGCGGGGGGUGCUCUGUACACUGCCCACGUCCAGGCCUGGGCCCAACUCUGGGAAGCCUGUGGCCUGGAUGUGGUGGGGCCCCUGCCUCUGCGCCAGGCCCUGCGUGGUGCCCUCUACUACCUGCUCAGCGCCCUGCCCGAGGCCGGGGUCCCAGGAUAUGUCUGCCAUGGACUCAGCCCUGGCGGCCUCUCCAACGGGAGCCGCGAGGAAUGCUACUGGGGCCAUGUGUUCUGGGACCAGGAUCUCUGGAUGUUCCCCAAUGUCCUCCUGUUCCAGCCAGAGGCUGCCAGGGCUCUCCUGCAGUACCGCAUCCAGACGCUGGGUGGAGCCCUGGACAACGCCCGGAACUUGGGCUACCCGGGAGCCAAGUUCGCCUGGGAGAGCGCCGGCUCUGGCCUGGAGGUCUGCCCCGAGGACGUGUACGGGACCCAGGAAGUCCACAUCAACGGGGCCGUGGUGCUGGCCUUCCAGCUGUACUACUACAGCACCCAGGACCUGCAGCUCUUCAAAGAGGCUGGUGGCUGGGACGUGGUCAGUGCUGUGGCCGAGUUCUGGUGCAGCCGUGUGGAGUGGUGCCCUGCAGAGGAGCAGUACCACCUGAAGGGAGUCAUGCCCCCCGACGAGUACCAUUCAGGGGUUAACAACUCCGUGUACACCAAUGUCCUGGUUCAGAACAGCCUUCGGUUUGCUGCUGCCCUGGCCCAGGACCUGGGUCAGCCUGUCCCUGGCCAGUGGCUGGCGGUGGCUGAUAAGAUCAAGGUGCCCUUUGACCUGAAGCAGAACUUCCACCCCGAGUUUGAUGGGUACGAGCCUGGAGAGGAAGUGAAACAGGCAGAUGUGGUGCUCCUGGGGUACCCUGUCCCCUUCUCCCUGAAUCCUCAAGUUCGCAGGAAAAACCUGGAAAUUUACGAGGCUGUGACAUCCCCUCGAGGCCCCGCCAUGACCUGGAGCAUGUUUGCCGUGGGCUGGAUGGAGCUGAGGGACGCCGGGCGGGCGUGGACACUCCUGGAGAGGAGCUUCGGCAACGUCACCGAGCCCUUCAAGGUGUGGACGGAGAAUGCAGACGGGUCCGGUGCCGUGAACUUCCUGACAGGCAUGGGGGGCUUCCUGCAGGCGGUGCUCUUUGGGGUCACAGGGUUCAGGAUCACCAGGGCUGGUGUGACCUUUGACCCCAUGUGUCCGGCGGGAGUCUCUGGCGUGUGUGUCUCCGGCAUCUCCUACCAGGGGAACAGGCUUCACUUCUCGUUCUCUGAGGGCUUGGUGACGGUCCAGCUCCGCACCCGAGCAGGACCCCAGGCACCCCCACUGGAGGUCGAGCUGUGGCCAUCACGGGCUCGGCUCCCCCUGCCCCUAGGACACAAGAUCUCCUUCCCCUGCUCCGCUGGCCGGAUACAAAGGUCACUCUCGUAGGAAGCAGAGGCAGCAAGUUCUGCUCCAAGAAUAUCCGGGAAGAACUUUGAAGACGUUGGAGCCCACAGCAUCCCCUCUGGGACACCUUGGGGCCUUCCAGCCCCACAGAACCCCUGCCUGGUGCUGUCCUGGGCCCUGCCCCUGACCCACCAGUGCUAGUGGCUUUAGGGGCGUCUCUCAGGUCCUCCCCUGUGGCACUUCCUAUGUGGGGGCCCCAGUUGGCUGCACCCUCUCCUCUUGGUCGCCCCCCUGGCCUGCCGUCUGCCUCCCACCCACCCUCAGCUGGCAGCCACGCUCAUGGGCUCCAGCACAGGUCUGGACUCGUUGGCCUGAAGUUCAGGACUGCGUCUGGUCUGAGCUCCUUCCCUGCCUAAGCCCCACGGACGGACGGAGGCUCACCCAUUGCUUCCCACACACCGGCACCUGCCAGGCCUCGAGGCCCUUCCCCAGCGGCGUGGGGCUUGGCAGACAGCUCUGCUUGGGAGGCAGGCUCAGGCCUGGGUGUGGGGGGCCUCGGGGUUGAAGGGUGUCGGGGGGUUCGCCCUGCGGAAUGGGUCUCAGCUGCAGCUACACCACAAAGAACUUUAUUUCACGAUACUGAGAGUCAGUCAUGGUUGGUCCAGGUGUUCUUGGCUGUCGUGGGUCCUUGACUCCUCUGCCUCUGGGCCACUUCAGUCGGACAAGCCCGGCACCGCCUUUCCUCAGCCAGGCGGGGUGUGGAGCAAGUCCCCGUACCUUCUCUCCCCAGCGGAAGGACCCAGCCCAGUAUACACGGGCUCAAGGCUACGGCCCUGGGCCCAUCUGUCCGGGGCCGGCUGCUCUGGGCUGGAGGCUCUGCCCAGCUUCCGCUGGGGCCCGAGCCCUGCAGUUGGCACAUCAAACGGG